ACAUCCUGGAAUAUGGCUGUGGCGAGGGGGGCGUGGUUUAGCGGGGUCUGCAGCAGGAGGGAGUGUCUGGGGAUGUGCGGUGAUUGAACGGGUUGAAUGUAAAUCACGAACACCUGUUUCUCGUUCCAGUAAUUGGCGUGGAGACAGGAUAAAACGCCAGGAGAAGCAGGAGCGUGGGAGAGAGAGAGGGACUGCUGACAGUCAGACUGAGUGAGCUGUGCUCGUGUCGUGGAGUGAAGCCCGUCCUUGGAUGUGGAAUUAUUGAGUGUGCGUUGCACCGUCUUUUUGUUUAUGUGUUUGAUAUUUUUCUCUGGUGAGAAUAAAGACUGUCAGCAGCCCAAAGCCGAUCCCUGUCCUCUUCCUUCCCAUUACACAAAGAACCUUCAUUACACUGGUGCCGAAACCCGGGAAGGAAGACGGAAGCCGCCGCCAUGCAGGCAACCUCCGCCGCUGGGACGCCGUUUGCGGACAUCAUCGCAUCCCUCGCGGCCCUCCAUCAAGAGCAACAUCGGGCCCUGCUAGAUCUCCGCCAGGAUCAGGAGCGCCGCUUCGAGGCGAUUGUCCAGGGCCAGCAGGAGGACCGCGAGAGGUUCCGGAGCUGGAUAGACCGGGAGGUUCCCGCGGAGACCAGCGCGGCAGCUGCUGGCCCCUUCCCGCUGCCACUGCAGAAGAUGGGCCCGCAAGAUGACCCGGAGGCCUUCCUGGACCUUUUUGAAAAGUCUGCCGAGGUGUCAGGUUGGCCCCGGGACCAGUGGCCCAUGCGGCUCGUCCCGCUGCUCUCGGGCGAGUCGCAGGUGGCAGCGCAGCAGCUGCCCAUCCAGAACCUCCUGGUCUUCAACGACCUCAAGAGGGCCAUCCUGCAGCGGGUCGGCCGCUCCCCCGAGCAGCACCGUCAGCGCUUCCGGUCUCUGGAGCUGGGGGAGGCGGGCCGGCCCUUCGUGUUGGCCCAACAGCUCCGGGACUCGUGCCGCAAAUGGCUGAUGGCCGACGGAGGCGACGUGGAGCAAAUGAUCGAUCGCGUGGUGCUGGAACAGUUCACCACUCGGCUCCCAAAGAAGACCGCCGAGUGGGUCCAGUGCCACCGGCCCACGUCGCUGGAUUCGGCCAUCCAAUUGGCGGAGGACCACUUGGUGGCGUGCCCAGGGGUCGGCGAACCCCUGCCAUCUGUCUCUCUCUCUCCCUCUCUUCUUCCCCUCUCUCUCUCUAAACCUGUCCCUCUACCUAGGUCCCGUCCGCCCGGCCCGCCUCGUGUUCCGCCCCGGGGGCGGGGUGGAACGGAUUCUCGGCAGUUCGUGGCGCCAAGAGCCCCGCCCAGGGGGGCGGGACUGGCCACCGCCGGGCUGGACCCCGCGCCUGCUUCUCCCCUCUCUCCACGCCAAUCAUUCGGCCCGUUCUCCGCCACUGGAGCGGCGGGCAGGUCUGGGCCGGCCUGUUGGCGUUGCGGGGACCCGGAUCACUUCAUAGACCGGUGUCCAGUGAUGGAGGUGGGGACAUUGAUCCGGGUCCCGGACGACCUGCAGGUCGCCCCCGGUCAGGCUGGUCAGUACCAGAUACCAUAAUUGGCGUGGAGACAGGAUAAAACGCCAGGAGAAGCAGGAGCGUGGGAGAGAGAGAGGGACUGCUGACAGUCAGACUGAGUGAGCUGUGCUCGUGUCGUGGAGUGAAGCCCGUCCUUGGAUGUGGAAUUAUUGAGUGUGCGUUGCACCGUCUUUUUGUUUAUGUGUUUGAUAUUUUUCUCUGGUGAGAAUAAAGACUGUCAGCAGCCCAAA
Molecule: messenger RNA, 1769 nt
Organism: Megalobrama amblycephala (Wuchang bream)
Lineage: Eukaryota; Metazoa; Chordata; Actinopteri; Cypriniformes; Xenocyprididae
Product: neurotrophin receptor-interacting factor 1-like
Exons: 2
Coding region: 432-1559 (375 amino acids)
Molecular function (GO): zinc ion binding; nucleic acid binding
Source: RefSeq, a predicted model, not a curated record